AGAUGGCAAAGUCCUGGGACUCUUCUACCACAAUCGCACUAUUGAGUGACCCCAAACAGAUCCUUUCUAUGCCUGAGACUUUUUCCCUGACCGAGAUACCUUCUAGUCGUUCCGGUUUCGAAUUCACACAAGGAGAGGAGGAUAAUCCCUCUCUCUGGUCACAAAUAUAA
Messenger RNA from Acaulospora colombiana, 170 nucleotides. The record is from the annotation of a GenBank genome assembly. NCBI's taxonomy places the organism in Eukaryota, Fungi, Glomeromycota, Glomeromycetes, Diversisporales, Acaulosporaceae.